AUGAGGAUAUUAAAAUUUUCAGUAUUUUUGGUGGGUUUAUCUGUAACUUACUUACAGAUAGCUUUGGCAUAAAAUGAAGAAAUUGCUUAAAAGGCACAAUUAAAUAAUUAAAAUAAAUUGUAAACUGCUGACUCUUAACAAAAUGAAAUGAAUCAGUAGCUAAACAAUGAAGAUCAAUUUGAUCAUAAUUAAUAUGAAAAUUAAGUUGAAGAAGGAGAAAAUGAAGUUUAAGAUAUUGAUGGAGAAUAGGACGUAGAACAUCACUAAAAGUAUACAUCAGAUGAUCCAGAAUUUUAUACUUUUAUCAUCAUCGCUACAGUUUUAGUAGCUUUUGCUGGUAUUUGUUCUGGCUUAACAGUAGGCUAUCUAGGUAUUACCAAUCUUUAAUUAGAUAUAAUCUUAAGAAAUGGUACUUCAUAAGAAAAAGAAGCAGCUAAAAAGAUUAAACCUUUAAUUAAAGAUCACCAUUUACUAUUAUCAACACUGCUUCUAUCUAACUCUAUAGCUAUGGAAGCCCUACCUAUUUUCUUAGAUGCUGUUUGUCCAGCUUGGCUUGCUGUGUUAAUCUCUACAGUAGCUGUUGUAAUUGUAGGCGAAAUCAUUCCAUAAGCUUAUUGUACAGGAAAAUACCAAUUGAGAAUAGGGCAAUUUUUUGCUCCUCUUACUACAGUGCUUAUGAAAGUUUUAUAUUGCUUUACUAAGCCUGUUGCAAUAGUACUUGAUAAAUUACUUGGUGUUCAUGACAAUAGUAGGCUCGAAAAUAAAGAAGAUAUAGUUGGAUUGGUGGAGCUUUAGUAAAUAGAUAAUAAUAACAAACAUAACUCAAAUUUAGAUUCACAAAAAGGGUUGACUGAUGAUGAAAUAAAGUUAGUUACAAGCACUAUGCAAUUACGUGAGAAAAAUGUUACAAAACAUAUGCAACCUUAUGCAAAAAUAUUUAAGUUACCUGAAAAUUAAUUAGUAAACUAGAAGCUUUUAAAUUAAAUAGCAAGAAGAGGUUAUUCAAAUAUAGUUGUUCAUGAAGUUGACAACGAAAGUAAAGUAAUAGGUAUAUUGAAAGCAAAAUAAUUAAUAGAUUAUGUUGAUACUGAUAUAAACUCUCCUAUUAAUGAAAUUGUUAAGCUUUAAGAACCUAUUUUAAUUUCAGAAUAGACAAAUUUAUUAGAACUUAUGAUGAUUUUUUAGAAUAAAAAAUCAACUGUAGCUCUUGUUUUUGAAACUAAAAAUGUUAAGAAAAGCGAAAAUAUAUUAGACAAUUUAGAAGAUCCAUAGCUUGAAGAGAGAUUAGGAAAUCGUAAAAAUUUUAAAGGUUUUAUUUUAGGAUUAAUCAGCUUAAAGGAUAUCUUUGAAGUAAUGAUCAAUCAAAGUUUAUUAGAUGAAGAUAAACAUGAAAGCGACCCUCUGAAUUAGGUUAUUAGAACUCUUGGACAAACUGGUGCUGCUGCAAGAAGAAGAAGAAUAACAUCAAAUCAAUUUGCUUCUAUAAGAAAAAAAUAUUGA
Messenger RNA from Tetrahymena thermophila SB210, 1500 nucleotides. RefSeq names its product transmembrane protein, putative. Gene Ontology annotation, cellular component: intracellular membrane-bounded organelle. Gene Ontology annotation, biological process: magnesium ion homeostasis. The record is from RefSeq and is a predicted model, not a curated record. NCBI's taxonomy places the organism in Eukaryota, Ciliophora, Oligohymenophorea, Hymenostomatida, Tetrahymenidae. The transcript is spliced from 7 exons.